CUUCAAACAAGCAUGGGAAUCCGCCCUGUCAGGUUUACUAAUACCUUUGUUAUGUUGCAUGGUAGGCCAGGCCUACCCCAUAAUGCACUUUAAUUAGCCUACAUUGUGUGUGUUGGAAUGGAAUGGCCUAUUUCUGAAAAUAAAACGUUUUAGCUUCCAUCCUAAAGUUGAAGUUCAUAUCAGUAGGCCAUGCAUGCUUUAUUUAGGACUGCGUUUUUUGUCAAACAAAUCAGUAACCGUUGAUCGUUUUGGACAAAGGAAAAACCACUCAUCGCCUUGCCUUGUUCCUACUGCCUUGUUUGCUCGAGUGACGCGCUGCCAUGGUAACGACCCAUCAGCCGGUCGUUACCUGGGCCGACCUGGAGAAAGGACGGCUGGUGAGGGCAGCUCAGCAGGUGUCUCCCCCGCAUUCAGGCACCACCCGGUGGGUCCAUCUAUGUGGAUUCGCUGGAAUGUCAACGAGAAGGAAAAACGUGACUGAUGACGUGAUUACCCAUACUUCUCCUCCUCUGAGCUUUCUGCAGUCCAAGAUGAGCAGCAGGAGUGGACCAGGGCUCCGAAGAAGGGGAAGCAGGGAGGAUUUAUUAUGGAUUGGCUGGCUCUCUAAUCCCACCAUGAGGCCAUUCGAGGAACAGGUCGAGGCCGAAAUCCAAGAAGUAAGGAAAAUUAUCAAACCAAUUGUGGACGCGGAAAAUGGAUUAAUCAAGGACCUGGAGCGCUUCCUGGGUCGACGGGCCGUAACGGAGCUGCGACGGAGGGAACUCCUCCACAAACGCUGGACGGAGCGAGUGUGGCUGCCCAUCCAGCGCAGGGUGGAGGAUUUCUCCCGACGGUGCGACCACGAGGGGGACAGGAUGCGCUGUUUGAACGCGGACUACAUCCGUCACUGCAAUGCCAAGGGCUUUGUGUCCCUAGACUGUUAUGAUCCCCAGGAGUACGACCCAUUCCUCCUCAGCAUCACAAGACCCCUCGACUGCUACAAGCUCCAAAUGCCCGUGUUAAAGGACCCGCUGUUGAUGGACUCUCGUGAAAGGAUCAGGGAGAAGAGAACAGUCGUCUCUUGUAAAACAGGUCGCUUGCACACACGGGAGGAAGUGAAGGAGCUUCUAUCCCGUUUUAGUCCAGCUGCAGGGAAGCCCACUCACACCGCCCCGCCUCAGACCUUUGCAUCUGCUUACCUCACCUCCAUCUCCACCACUAGAGAGACUCCGUUGGAGAGAGGGACCAAGUCCUUUCGCAGGCCAAAUGUAAUGCCCUACCAGAUUGAAGCAACCAGUUUGGCUGAUGGAAAAUGCUAUGAAGCCCGCUGUUGGUCAAGAAGAAGAUGAUGGCGACUACAGCUGCUACCACAACCUCUCUGCUUCCAUCCGUACCGACUCACCCGUACCACAGAUAGGCCUGUGGACUCCAGCUUUUUUGCCAUAAACUCACUUGCGUAAACCCCCAGUUUGUAGCCUGCCUCUGUGACACCGCAUCAAGGAGAGCACUGAUUAGCCAUCACUGUCUUUUCCUUAUGAUGCUUAGUCCUUUCGGGUAGUGAGGAAAUGGUAACUUUUAAUGUCAUAAUUUCAGGGCUAUUACCGUCGGGGACAAAGAGGAGCACAUGGGCCAACAAUAUUUUUAUCAGAUAUAUUUUGUCAAAAUAUGUAACCUAUAAUUUUUUCAUAAAUGUCAUGUCAAAAUGAUAUUUAUCUCAUUAUUAUGUCAUUGCAUAAUCGCUGUGGAAUGUUCCAACCUGGAAAUGUUUUGUUUUUGACGAAGCCCCUGAUUUGAGCUCUGUGAAAAUGAGUCAAAAAAAAAAACACCAAGGAGGAAUCUGUCUUUUUUCAAUGUAAGUUUUAUUUACGCCUCAUUCAGGCCUCAAAUAGGAGGCUUCGUGGCCCGAGACCUAUUGUACAGUAGUGUGCAACAGUUCAAAUUGGUUAAAUUUGCAUUAGUAUAUAUUAGAAUAAAAACUGUGCCACAGAUCUAUAUUUAAAGAACCCACGCUCAAGGUUGAUUAUGGGUGUUCUUCUUACCAAACAUGAUUCUUCGAUGGCAGUAUAUGGUUAUUAGACUGUAAGCCCUCCAGCCAUGGACAUUGAGUUAAUAAAGUGAAUCACUUCUCUAUCACCGACCUUCCAAAAACCAUCCAAAAUCCUAAAUUUGCGGGAUGUUCGCCAACAAAAAAUGAAAUAAAUUAAAGAAAAGAAAUUACAAUAAAAUAAGGUAUUUUGUUAUUUAAACCCUUUAUAGGUUUUUCUGUUAUCGCUGUGUGAGUGGCCUCAACACUGGUAACCUUGGCUCAGGGCAGUAUAUGGCAACAUAUGAGAACAAUCCUGGAGAAUGGUACUACGUACAUUGGGAAGAAGAA
Molecule: messenger RNA, 2353 nt
Organism: Gadus macrocephalus (Pacific cod)
Lineage: Eukaryota; Metazoa; Chordata; Actinopteri; Gadiformes; Gadidae
Gene: fam228a
Product: family with sequence similarity 228 member A
Exons: 9
Coding region: 321-1328 (335 amino acids)
Source: RefSeq, a predicted model, not a curated record